AUGGGGGACAGUGGUGGUGAACCGAACCUGCAGUCCUACAUUAUGGACGAGGAAACUCUGAAGAGAAAGCAGAAGGAGAAGCUAAAGAAGCUCCUGGCCACUGGAGGAAACCCUCGGCCCGCACGCUCUCUCUUCUUCCUCACGCUGAAGAACCCUUUCCGCAAGGCUGCCAUUAACAUCGUCGAAUGGAAACCGUUCGAGAUCAUUAUCCUGCUGACCAUCUUUGCCAACUGUGUGGCCCUGGCUGUGUUUCUUCCCAUGCCUGAGGAGGACAGCAACAACACCAACAGUAACCUGGAAAGUCUGGAGUACAUCUUCCUCAUCGUCUUCUCCAUAGAGUGCUUUCUAAAGAUAGUAGCCUAUGGAUUUCUAUUUCACGAGAAUGCAUAUCUACGGAACUGUUGGAACAUACUGGACUUUGUCUGUGUGUCUGUUGGGCUGUUCGCAGUCAUCGGUGACUCCAUCACCUAUAUCAGUGGUGUGGAGGCUCAACCAGGGGAGAAGGGAGGAGGCUUCGAUAUGAAGGCCCUCAGGGCGUUCAGGGUGCUCCGCCCCCUCAGGCUGGUCUCUGGAGUCCCCAGCCUGCAGGUGGUGAUGAAUUCCAUCCUGAAGUCCAUGUUACCUCUGUUCCACAUCUCCCUGCUGGUAUUCUUCAUGGUCACUAUCUAUGCCAUCGUGGGACUGGAGCUCUUCAAGUGCAAGAUGCACAAAACCUGCUACUACACAGGCACAAAUAUCAUAGCCACGGUGGAGAAUGAGAAGCCAUCUCCUUGUGCCCAAGCCGGGAACGGGCGGCGCUGCACCAUCAACGGGACAGACUGUAGGGCAGGUUGGGCCGGACCCAACAACGGCAUCACACACUUUGACAACCUGGGCUUCGCUAUGCUCACUGUCUACCAGUGCAUCACUACCCAGGGCUGGACCGACGUGUUAUACUGGGUGAAUGAUGCUAUUGGUAUGGAGUGGCCAUGGAUGUAUUUUCUGACUCUCAUCUUGGUUGGCUCCUUCUUUGUGCUCAACCUGGUCCUGGGCGUGCUCAGUGGUGAAUUCACUAAGGAGCGAGAAAAGGGCAAGGCGCGCGGAGAGUACACAGAGAUGAGGGAGACCCAGCAGCUGGAUGAGGAUGUGAAGGGCUACAUGGAGUGGAUCACACAGGCCGAAGUCAUGGACGCCGACGGGGAGGGACAGGGCCUGCUACCCCUGGAAGAUGGAGAAUCUGAGGCAGGGAGUCUAAAGGACAUGGACACCAUGCAAAAAAUUAUGUACUACUACAAGCUGGCUCGUAAAUGGAACGUUUUCUUCCGGCGUAAGUGUCUUGUGUAUGUGAAGUCCCGUAUGUUCUACUGGUGGGUGAUCCUUCUGGUGUUUCUGAACACGCUGGCCAUCGCUACUGAACACCACAAGCAGUCCCAGCAACUCACUGAGUGGCAAGACACUGCCAACAAGGUUCUGCUGUCUCUGUUUGCCAUUGAGAUGUUUAUAAAGCUGUAUGCUCUGGGCCUCCAGCAAUACUUCAUGUCUCUGUUCAACCGCUUCGACUGCUUCGUGGUCUCCACCGGCAUUCUGGAACUCAUUCUGGUCCGCAUGGACGUCAUGACCGUCACGGGCAUCUCCGUGCUGCGCUGCAUACGACUGCUAAGGCUGCUCAAAGUCACCAAGUACUGGACAUCUCUCAGUAACCUGGUGGUAUCCCUGCUGAACUCCACAAAGUCCAUUGCCUGCCUGCUCCUCCUCCUCUUCCUCUUCAUCGUCAUCUUCUCUCUGCUGGGCAUGCAGGUGUUCGGGGGAAAAUUCAACUUCCCCAACCAGCUCAAACCCCGCAGCACCUUCGACAGCUUCCCCCAGGCCCUCAUCAGUGUCUUCCAGAUCCUGACGGGGGAGGACUGGAACGCUGUGAUGUAUGAUGGCAUCAUGGCGCAUGGCGGUCCCACAAUGCCCGGGAUCCUCGUCAGCAUCUACUUCAUCAUCCUCUUUGUCUGCGGAAACUACAUCCUGCUGAAUGUGUUCCUGGCCAUCGCCGUGGACAACCUGGCGGAGGCCGAGAGUCUGACCAUGGCCCAGAAGGAGAAGUCUGAGGAGAAGAAACGCAAGAAGCUGCUCAGGGCUAACAUGCCUGACAAGGCAACAGAGGAGAAGGCACUCCUGGCCAAGAAGUUGGCAGCAGAGAGGGCUAAAAUAGAGGGCAUCCCUACUACAGCCAAGCUGAAAGUAGACGAGUUUGAGUCCAACGUGAAUGAGAUCAAGGACCCCUUCCCCCCUGCUGACUUCCCUGGCGAUGAUGAGGAGGAAGAGCCUGAUAUCCCUGACACCCCGAGGCCCCGGCCAAUGGCAGACCUGCAGCUGAAGGAGGAGGUGGUACCGAUUCCAGAGGCCAGCUCCUUCUACAUCUUCAGCCCUGAGAACAAGUUCCGUAAGCUGUGCCACCGCAUCAUCAACGCCACCACCUUCACCAACACCAUCCUCCUCUUCAUCCUCCUCAGCAGCAUCUCCCUAGCCGCCGAGGACCCCAUCGACCCCAUGUCCUUCAGGAACCAGGUGCUGGCCUCCGCUGACGUCGUCUUCACGUCAGUAUUCACCGUGGAAGUUGUCCUCAAGAUGACCGUAUAUGGAGCCAUAAUGCACCCUGGCUCCUUCUGCCGGAACUCCUUUAAUAUUCUGGAUCUGAUAGUUGUCACCGUAUCCCUCCUCUCCAUGCUCAUGGAGUCCAGUGCUAUCUCUGUGGUGAAGAUCCUCAGGGUGUUAAGGGUGCUGAGGCCCCUAAGGGCCAUCAACAGGGCUGAGGGCCUCAAGCAUGUGGUCCAGUGUGUUUUUGUGGCCAUCAAAACCAUUGGCAACAUCGUGCUGGUCACCAUGCUGUUAGACUUCAUGUUCGCCUGCAUUGGAGUCCAGCUCUUCAAGGGACAAUUCUACUCCUGCACAGAUCCUGACAAAAUGACAGAGGAGGAGUGUAGGGGUAACUAUAUUAGGUACCAGGAAGGUGCAAUCCAUCCAAUGACGAUCCAUAAGAGAGAGUGGAUCAACUCAGAGCUCAACUUUGACAACAUCCUUGAGGGCAUGUUGGCUCUCUUCACUGUCUCCACCUUUGAGGGCUGGCCAAAACUGCUGUACAAGGCCAUAGACUCUAACAUGGAGGAUGUUGGUCCUAUCUUCAACAACCGCGUUGCCAUCUCCAUCUUCUUCAUCAUCUACCUCAUCCUCAUCGCUUUCUUCAUGAUGAACAUCUUCGUCGGCUUCGUCAUCGUUACAUUUCAGGAGCAAGGAGAGCAGGAGUACAAGAACUGUGAGCUGGACAAGAACCAGCGGGCGUGUGUUGAGUAUGCCCUGAAAGCCCGGCCGCUGCGCUGCUACAUUCCUAAGAACCAGUAUCAGUACAACGUGUGGUACAUCGUCACCUCCUGCUACUUUGAGUACCUGAUGUUCCUGCUCAUCAUGCUGAACACCAUGUGUCUGGGGAUGCAGCACUGUAACCAGUCAACCCAUGUGACCGACCUGUCUGACAUGCUGAACGUGAUCUUCACUGUGCUCUUCACUGUGGAAAUGGUCCUCAAACUCAUGGCCUACAAAGCUAAGGGUUACUUUGGGGACCCAUGGAACGUCUUUGACUUUGUCAUCGUCAUCGGCAGCGUUGUUGACGUCAUCCUGAGUGAGGUCGAUGCAGCCCUGGCCUCCUCUGGAGGACUGUACUGUCUACACGGCUGCGCUGAGGUGAACCCAAUGCAAGCCAUAGCGGCUUCGGAAAAUGCCCGUGUGUCAAUCACCUUCUUCAGACUGUUCCGUGUGAUGCGUCUGGUUAAACUGCUGAACCGUUCUGAGGGGAUCCGGAAUCUUCUGUGGACCUUCAUCAAGUCCUUCCAGGCUCUGCCCUACGUCGCCCUGCUCAUCCUCAUGCUAUUCUUCAUCUACGCUGUUGUUGGGAUGCAGAUAUUUGGUAAGAUAGCGCUGAUAGAUGGGACACACAUCAACAGGAACAACAACUUCCAGACAUUCCCCCAUGCUGUGCUGCUGCUCUUCAGGUGUGCGACAGGUGAGGCGUGGCAGGAAGUGAUGUUGGCGUGUCUGUAUGGGAAGAGGUGUGACCCUAAGUCAGACUACCUGCCUGGAGAGGAGAUGACCUGUGGAGCCAGCUUCGCCAUCAUCUACUUCAUGAGCUUCUACAUGCUCUGUGCCUUCCUGAUCAUCAACCUGUUUGUGGCGGUCAUCAUGGACAACUUUGACUACCUGACCCGUGAUUGGUCCAUCCUGGGUCCUCAUCACCUGGAUGAGUUUAAGAAGAUCUGGGCAGAGUACGACCCAGAGGCCAUGGGGCGUAUUAAGCACCUGGACGUGGUGACUCUGCUGCGUAGGAUCCAGCCUCCUCUGGGCUUUGGAAAGUUCUGUCCCCAUAGAGUGGCCUGCAAGAGACUGGUGUCCAUGAACAUGCCACUCAACAGUGAUGGAACGGUCACCUUUAAUGCUACACUGUUCUCACUGGUCAGGACCGCAUUGAAGAUUAAGACUGAAGGUAACUUCGAGCAGGCCAAUGAGGAGUUAAGGGCCAUCAUCAAGAAGAUCUGGAAACGCACCAGUAUGAAGCUGCUGGACCAGGUCAUCCCACCAAUCGGAGAUGAUGAGGUGACCGUGGGGAAGUUCUAUGCCACCUUCCUGAUCCAGGACUACUUCAGGAAGUUGAAGAAGAGACAGGAAGAGUAUUAUGGCUUCCGCCCCACCAAGAAGAACGCCUCCAACGAGAUACAGGCGGGUCUGAGGAGCAUUGAGGAGGAGGUGGCUCCAGAGUUGCAGAGAGCCAUCUCGGGAGACCUGAUGAACGAGGAGGAGAUGGACAGAGCCAUGGAGGAUGCAGCGGAGGAAGGCAUCUUCAGGCGGGCGGGCGGUCUGUUUGGGAACCAUGUUGAUUCCUUCACCAUGGAGGAAGGAACCCAUAACUCUAACGCUACACAGGUGACCAGCCAGCGGCCCCUGCAAAUGAGCAAGUCAGACGAGGGGGAGGUGACCAGCUCACCUGCCUACCAUGCAAACGAGGACUUCUUCCCCACAAUGCCUAACAAAACCAACAACAACAAUGUCAACAGCAAUGCCGGGGAGAGUUUUCCCUAUGAGACAGAUGACAGGGUGCAGGUCUAUACCAUCUCAACCAGCAGAAGUCCCCGAGACACCACAGACUGGCAGCUGCAGACAGUACCUGGACCCAGCCAGGACCGUGAGACUCCCAGAGAGACCCCUAGCCCCCAGCAGGCCCAGACCCAGACCCCAGACAGCACCUUCGACACACUCAUACAGGAGGUCCUGAUAAAUGGGGGGUUGGAGAGCUUGGCCAGGGACUCUCGUUUUGUGUCGGUGACGAAACAGGAAAUGGCCGAAGCUUUGAACUUUGACCCGGUGGACAUGGAGAGUUCCGCCACUGACCUUAUGAAUGGUCGCAGAGGGAGGGUCGCCACACCUCCAAUCAGGCCCCCUCGCAGAUCACAGAGAAAGGCCAACAAAUUAACAAAACCCACCGAUCGUGUUUAG
Salvelinus namaycush (lake trout) is the source of this 5508-nucleotide messenger RNA. Its product is annotated as dihydropyridine-sensitive L-type skeletal muscle calcium channel subunit alpha-1-like. The transcript is spliced from 42 exons. The coding region runs from base 1 to 5508 and encodes 1835 amino acids. Gene Ontology annotation, cellular component: membrane; voltage-gated calcium channel complex. Gene Ontology annotation, molecular function: high voltage-gated calcium channel activity. Lineage: Eukaryota; Metazoa; Chordata; Actinopteri; Salmoniformes; Salmonidae. Gene Ontology annotation, biological process: calcium ion import across plasma membrane. The record is from RefSeq and is a predicted model, not a curated record.